Leishmania braziliensis MHOM/BR/75/M2904 is the source of this 837-nucleotide messenger RNA. RefSeq lists its product as hypothetical. The transcript has a single exon. Bases 1 to 837 code for a protein of 278 amino acids. The record is from RefSeq and is a predicted model, not a curated record. NCBI's taxonomy places the organism in Eukaryota, Euglenozoa, Kinetoplastea, Trypanosomatida, Trypanosomatidae.
AUGCCCUCGCAGACCAUCGUCGUCGGACCUCAAACAGAUGCUCACGCCGCCACACUGGCGGCAGCGUUGGAGCGGACAACCCCAGGAGACACAAUUGUGGUGUCUGCCGGCGUCUUUGAGGAGACGGUACAUCUUCUCUUUAACGUCACUCUAGCGGCCGCACCGGUACCGGAGAAUUCAGAGGACACCAGGUCCGUACGCGCCACCAUCAUCGGCACUGUGGUCGUCUGUGCGAACGUGACGCUCGAUGGCCUGGAGGUGCGUGGGAUGGUGGACGUGCGCAAGGGGCACGCCGUCCUCGAAAGGUGCGAUGUCCAUCACGGCUCUGACGGUGUCCGGGUUCACCCUGGCGCCACCGUCACGGUGCACAGCAGUCGCGUACACCACUGCGUCGCCGGUGGUGACGGCGUGUACUUCAUGGCCGGCUCUUUUGGAGAGGUGUCUCAGACAGACAUUUUCGAGUGCCGCGUGAACGCAAUCCACGUUCAGGGCAGCGAGGCCGUGCUGCGGGAGAACCGCAUCCACGACUGCGCCUUCGGCGUGUACUAUGAAAAGAAAGCAGCUGGGCUAUGCGAGCAGAACACGAUUGAGCACGUCCGCAAGUUCGGUCUGUACGUGACGGAUGGCAGCAACCCAGUCAUCCGCGGCAACACCGUGGGCUGGUGUGGGAUUCUGUGCUUCUUCGCGUCGAAGGGCGGCCACAGCUCAUGCAGCGGGAACACGUUUGAGGGCUCUCUUCACGUGCUCGCCGAGUGCCCUGUGCAGCUGACGGGGAAUCAAGUUAGUGGCACCGUAGACAUUGACUCAGGGAUGUCCCCGGUAACAGUUGCAGGAUAG